Molecule: messenger RNA, 6509 nt
Organism: Coregonus sp. 'balchen'
Lineage: Eukaryota; Metazoa; Chordata; Actinopteri; Salmoniformes; Salmonidae
Source: the annotation of a GenBank genome assembly
CGUUUUGUGAGCAUCGCUUUUGGCAUAGACGAUACCAGCUACUAAACAAUUCGACUCUAACUGGUGAGUUUAAUGUUCAACAUACGUUGCUUUUAUUAUUUUGUAGGCAUUUUUUUUCUUCAUUUGGCUGUGUUUUUACAUGGUGAUAUAACCAUGUAAGAACAGCUCAAAUAGCCCUGGCUGAGGUGCGCAACUAUAGGCAACAUUUUUAUUCGCUGAGAAAUGUUUUAACCCGCCCGUUGUCCUAGGGUCAAAAUGACCCGCCACUGUGUUGAACCAACUUUAUUUAAUUUUUAUAUUUUUUGGAUCAUUUGUGAGAAGGAGGCAGUGAGACUUUCUUUAAAGUCUCACUGCCUCCUUCUCACAAAUGAUCCCAAAAAUAUAAAAAUUAAAUAAAGUUGGUUCAACACAGUGGCGGGUCAUUUUGACCCUAGGACAACGGGAGGGUUAAAAGGUUUCACGAAAUGUGAGUCAGAAAUUAAGAAUAACUGUGCUUCAUUUAUCUAAUUUAAUCGUGCCGCUUCAGGGCACUUCUUCUAUGACCGUCUAGUUUAUGUCUUCACUCAAGUACGACUGCCAUGUUGCUUGAGUUUUGAAGAAGAUGCUGUAUUGCUGAAUUUGUUACAUGUUUUAACUGUUAGAAUAAAUCAAAUGAAUAGCCCGCAAUAACAAUGCAGACAAGCCAAACAUCCUUUCAAUGGGUCUGUACAUAAAAGAGUGCCAGUAAUCGACAUGCGCAGCCUACGUAUCAAGCGUAGCUACUUGCUACCAUCGUUGUACAUGUCAUAUCCUCAACGUGGUGUUCUAGGAAUAGAGCCACACGUGGUCCCGACACAAAGGAUUUAAUUCAAUAUAAUUCGAUGAAUCAACUACAUUUUCUAUUUGAAGCAUAAGGCAGGUGAGUGUGAGUCGACAGGUUUGGGCUACCCCAGGAUUUUAUAGUCCAACGGGAAGGAUCUAAUUUCUUAGAUCUAAUUUAGAGCUUUAUAUUAAGGCUAUAUAGGCUGUGACCUGAAGUUAAUGCCAAUAGGAUAAUUUACCAGUAUUAGCCGAAGUAAUAAUGGAAAAUAUUAUUCUUCAUGUCAGUAAUAAAAUAGUUGAUAUUGAGAUGUUGUAUUGGUCUAACAUCCUGUAUAAGAAUAUUCAUAUAAUCUCAAAGUGUGUCAUUGAAUACUUAGUUUCAGUUUUAGAAGCCAUGUGGUAGGCUUUUUUUCUUCUUAUUUUUUACAGUCUUGUUAAUUCGGUAGGUAGCCUUGUCUAUACUGAGCAACCAACCAGCUUCUGAACAUGGCAGAAAACAAGGAAAUUACGUUGUAGAAAUGAUGGUGGGAGAGGACUGGAUAUGGUUAACUCAUUUACAUCAUUUAGCAGACGCUCUUAUCCAGAGCGACUUACAAAUUGGUGCGUUCAAUUUAUGAUAGCCAGUGGGACAACCACCUUAAAAACAUUUUUUUAUGGGGGGUGGGUUGAAGAAGGAUUACUUUAUACUAUUCCAGGUAUUCCUUAAAGAGGUAGGGUUUCAAGUGUCCUUUUAAGUUUUGACUUUAGAACAUGCUGAAAUCACCAAGAGCAAAAAUAUUACGUUAUUUAUUGUCAAAGAUGACUGAUAUCGAACUUUCAUGGAAUUGAAAUAUGAUUAGAAUAGAGUCAGGGGGAUUUGCUGUGGUUAUUUUCUACACUCCAGUAUUUAAAGGAGUGACACGUUCUGAAGCUAUCCUCUGUCCAAUGUUUGUGAACAGAGUCAAGAGUAUCAGGAUGACUACCCAGAAGAAUGCCCCUGUGGACCGGUGAGUUUGAAUCAUCUGAGAUAAAAACCUGUAGGGAGCAGCUUUCACAUGCUUCCUCAUUUAGUAACCAUCUCGUUCAUCUGAGCACUGGUCGAUGGGAAUCAGAUAAGAAAUGACAUGAUAUAUCGGUAAUUACUCAGUACAAAAACUAGAAAUUACUUGUUUCUGUGGGAUACAUUAAGCAUCAUUAGGCACAAUUUAGUACCAGGUACUUACCAAUUGUGUAAGUAAACUAGAAAGUACCCAUUCUUACCACAUAAAUUCAGAUGAAAUACAAGAUAAAUACCAGUGGAAAUAGUAACCUACCUUAAAAUGCAGUGCUACCAGCUGAUGUAGGAGUGGUUGCUAUGUGGGAUGUGAGUGAUGUCCUCUCUCUCCUAACAGAGGCUGUGCUGUGGCCGUCAUCAUGUUCAUCCUGGGAAUGGGAACACUGCUGCCAUGGAACUUCUUCAUCACUGCAACUGAGGUACCACACAGCUCCUCUACCUCAUCACAACCAGACACACACACACACACGCACACACCCACACACACACACACACACACUGCCACUGAGGUACCACACAGCUCUUCUACCUCAUCACAACCAGACACACACGCGCACACACACACACACACACACACACACACACACACACACACACACACACACACUGCCACUGAGGUACCACACAGCUCUUCUACCUCAUCACAACCACACACGCACACACACACACACACACACACACACUGCCACUGAGGUACCACACAGCUCUUCUACCUCAUCACAACCAGACACACACGCACACACCCACACACACACACACACACACUGCCACUGAGGUACCACACAGCUCUUCUACCUCAUCACAACCACACACGCACACACACACACACACACACACACUGCCACUGAGGUACCACACAGCUCUUCUACCUCAUCACAACCAGACACACACGCACACACCCACACACACACACACACACACUGCCACUGAGGUACCACACAGCUCUUCUACCUCAUCACAACCAGACACACACGCGCACACACACACACACACACACACACACACACACACACACACACACACACACACACUGCCACUGAGGUACCACACAGCUCUUCUACCUCAUCACAACCAGACACACACACACACGCACACACACACACACCACACACACACACACACACACACACAUAUACACACACUGCCACUGAGGUACCACACAGCUCCUAUACCUCAUCACAACCAGACACACACACGCACACACACACACACACACACACACACUGAGGUACCACACAGCUCCUCUACCUCAUCACAACCAGACACACACGCACACACACACACACACACACACACACUGCCACUGAGGUACCACAAAUCUCUUCUACCUCAUCACAACCAGACACGCACACGCACGCACACACACACACACACACACACACACACACACACUGCCACUGAGGUACCACACAGCUCCUCUACCUCAUCACAACCAGACACACACACACACACACACACACUGCCACUGAGGUACCACACAGCUCCUCUACCUCAUCACAACCAGACACACACACACACACACACACACUGCCACUGAGGUACCACAAACAACAUUUUAACUGAUUGAAUAUUACACUUUCAGGUAAACAUACUGUCUAAUAUUAGUUUGCUGUAUGAUAAGAGUAGGGGGCUUCAGCUAAUGUCACCUCUGUUCUCCCAUUGUUUUCUGCUGAAGUAUUUCGACGACCGACUCAAAGGGACCACAUCAAGUUACAGAACGACCCUAGUUACUAAUGGAACGACCCCAGUUACUAAUGGAACGACCCCAGUUACUAAAGACUACAAAUUUGCCAGCUUUAUGACCCUUCUAGCCCAGCUGCCCCUUCUCCUCUUCACCCUGGCCAACUCUUUCCUGUAUCAGUGGUGAGCAACAUACUACAGUGUUAUAAUAAUAAUAAUAAUAAUAAUAAUAACAGUGUUCUAUGUAUAUUACUGUUGAUUCAACACCUCUCCUUUUGAAUGGAAGGUAUAGUUUAGCAUAGUGGUCUAACCCAACCUUCUUUUCCCUGUGUGGCGGUAGUGUCAAAGAGAAGGUCCGGAUUGCUGUCAGUCUGGUCUCCAUCCUCUUCCUCUUCCUCCUCACGGCCAUUAUGGUCAAGGUGCCCAUGCAUCCCGACAGCUUCUUCUCUAUUACCAUGGCAACUAUCUGGUUCAUCAACUGUGAGUUGGUUCCCACCUGCCUUCAUGUCUCUAUGGAUCCCAUAUUAUAUAAUGAAUCAUCAUAAGUAGCAUCAUUGUUUUGACUAUUUGCCUGAUGAAAAUGUGUUCCAAUUAGAUUUGAUGUGGAAAUACUCACACAUCCCCUCUUUCUCCCCCUCUCUAGCUUUUGGAGCAGUGCUACAGGGCAGUCUGUUUGGGCUGGUGGGACUGCUCCCCCCGAGGUACAGCACAUUGUUUAUGAGUGGUCAGGGACUGGCAGGGAUCUUCGCUGCCCUGGCCAGUCUGCUCUCUAUCCUCAGUGAGUACUACACUUCCCUACACACAACAUAUCACCUCACUAACAAUGAACACAAUGACACACCCAAGCACACUCAAUCAGCAUGAUGUCCUUAAUAUAGUAACCGGCUCACUAAAACAGGUCUUUGCUAAAGGCAUUUGCUCACAAUGUUAUUCAAAAUGCCUUACUUGUGUUUGCAAGUCUGGUACUGUGUUUGCAAACAGUAAGGAUGGGCCCAGAGCCCAGCUUAUAGGGGCAUGGACACAGUUGUUUGAUGCUGACAGGGAUCAACACCGAACAGGCUUAAGACACACCCCACAAAACACAUGUUUACUAUAUAACUGGAAGAGCAGGCUCAAACUGUAGUAAACAUGUGUGACAGCUUCACUCAACUGAAUAACUGGUCACAACAUCCUGUUUGGUGGGAAACAUCUCAGCUCUGCCUGCCAGGAUAGAUUUGACUCUGUUUUUACAUGGAAUUGUCUUUUAAUUCUAUUUAAUGCUGAGUUUCUCUGUGUAGGUAAAGCAGACAAGGCCAGUGCUGCUCUUGGGUACUUCAUAACCCCUUGUGUGGCAACUCUGCUCACUUUGCUCAGCUACUUACUACUGCCACACCUGGUGAGUGGCUACACCAAUCAUGACAAGAGCGUAAUAGUCAGUUCAAGUACUAUUGCUUAGGACAUUCAUUCCAUUUUGUGUUGGGUUCUAGGGGUUUGCCCAGUUUUACUUGGAGAAAAGUAAAAGUCACCAUGACCAACCGGCGACUACAAACGAGCCUCUCGAAAGUGCAGGUAGGUUCACGGAACACUAUAUUCCAUCCUUAACUAAUAACAAAUACCAUAUACAAUAUACCAUAUAGAGAAGCUAUUAUUACUAAUAGUUCAUUCAUUUGUGGGCAGUGAUUUUCCUUAAUACUUGUAUAUACUUGUAUGGUUACAGUAUGUUUUAAAAACAAUAUAAUGCUUGAACCAGUUGUCACUGUCUUUAUCAUUGUUUGUUAUAUUCUUCUCAAAGAAAAAGAAGCUUUGGCCAAUGGUCACAUGAAUGGCUACAACAAUAAACCCAUAAUAACCAGUGGUGAUUUAGAGGCCAGUGGGACCAAAGAAGCCCUGUUCAUGAUGAAGCAGACUGACAGUCACGACAGAUCAUCUGUCCUGGCAGUCUUCAAAAAGGUGCCUUGUUCUGAAUCCCACUGUCAUUCAAAUCUCAAUUCAAAUCCAUUUUUUUUUCUCAAACAUUUCUCUAACACUUUGUUACUGUUGUACAGAUUUGGGUGAUGGCCCUCUGUGUGACAUGUGUGCUGGCUGUCACACUGUCAGUUUUCCCUGCUGUUACAGUAAAUGUGAAGAGUGUGUAUGGAAACAAGGAGUGGGGUGAGCAAACAUUUGGGAUAAUAAUACAUAAUUGCCUAGUAAUAUAAUGUCCAGUUGUGGUUGGACAUCUGCGUUACAUCUGUAUCUUUCAGACCGAUACUUUCUCUGUGUCUGCUGCUUCAUCGUCUUUAACGUCAUGGACCUGAUUGGCCGCAGUGUCACCUCUAUGGUUCAGUGGGUGAGUCUGACAUUUCUGCCCUCUGUCCGUCUGCUUUACUACCAGUAAUAAAUAGCUGAUCCAAUGCCUCAGAGUAUGUUUCUCUGCCUAAAAGUGUCUUUCUGUCUUUAUCUGUCCACAGCCCUCAAAGAAAAGCCGUAUGUUCCCUGUGCUCGUGGUGUCCCGUGUGAUCUUCAUCCCCCUCAUCAUGCUGUGCAAAACUGACAACCGGCAGUACCUGCCCGUCCUGUUCCCCCACGACGUUGCCUUCGUCGUCAUCAUGACAUUAUUCGCCGUGUCCAAUGGAUACUUCAUCUGUCUCUGCAUGUCCUACGCACCUCAGUGAGUCACAGAAUGUAUAUCUACUGGAAUCUGUUCAACGGUUUUGUCAAAUUGUUCCAUUAACCAUUUUUUGUUUAAUUAAAUUGAAUAACAAUCUGUGCAGUUUGCAUCAUGUUCCCCAGUGUCUGAGCUGUCCUGAUCUCUGUUCUCUUUCCCAGGUUGGUGAGGUUUAAAGACUGUGAGACAGCAGGGGCCUUGAUGACCUUCUUCCUGGCUCUGGGUCUGUCUCUAGGGGCAGCCCUCUCCUUCCUGCUGAGGAACCUUCUCUAGAGGACACAACCUUCCUCACAUACACACCCUCCAAUCACCACUCCAACCAGACUAAGUCUGACUGUCACAACGGUCAAAAACUCACAAUGGUUACAC